UUGGAGGGUUUGCAGAGAUAUUCCUCCAUCCCCACAUAUCUGCCUGUCAACUAUCAUCUGCUAAAUGCUGACUUGGCAUUUUUCCUGAAGGAAGCCAACCAGGACUUUAUGAGGAACUCCACCCUGGUUUCACGGACUGAGCCUUUCUUCAUCUAUCAGGCCAGGAGUCCGCCCUCUGUGAACGCUAGCUACGGCCCUCUCUCUGUGGAGCAGCCCGUUCCCGUAGAGCUCCUCCAGAGUCCCGGGACCUUCCCCGCCUCUUCGGUUUUUACCUUCAACUGGAAGGUGCUGACCUUCAUCAUGAACACCCAGAUUCACUUGGCCAAGCCUCAGGUCCAGGUCCUGUUCUAUGUGGCGGGCAGGGACUGGGACGACUACAGCGCCAUCAACAAGCUGCCCUGCGUGCACAUGUUUGCUUUCCAUGAAACCCAGGAGGUGCGCGGCACCUGCCAGCUCAAAGGGGGGCUGGGGCUGUGCGUCGCAGAGCUGGAGCCGCUGGCCAGCUGGUUCAGCCCGCCCAGCGUGGUGCCAGGACGGCAGAGGAAUCUGGAAAUGUCCGAGGGCACCCCGGUGGAACUCUACUACACGCUGCAGUCCACUGAAGCAGGCGAGUGCCACUCGGAGGAGUCCAGGAAAGACAGCUUCAUCCGCUCAAGUCAGGAGGGGCUGUUUGGUUCCUAUACCUCCACCCCACUGAGGAGGAUUGGGGGCAUCAGGCUCUACCAGAACCCCAUCGAGCCCCCGAUUACCGAGCACAAGCUGGAUAAUAACUUCAUGGUUAUGGUGCCAGCCAAACCCAUGAGGCAGAGGGAGACGGUGUCGGCUUUUAUCGCCGUCUCAGCCUACUCCACCGUGGAGAUGUUCACGCUCAGGUAA
Messenger RNA from Menidia menidia (Atlantic silverside), 876 nucleotides. The record is from the annotation of a GenBank genome assembly. Lineage: Eukaryota; Metazoa; Chordata; Actinopteri; Atheriniformes; Atherinopsidae.